GGCCCCAACUUGAACUUAGCCGCAUCCUCUUUAGCUCUUUAGCCUGAUUUUGCCUACUCCUUCGGGUCGCAAUCUGGAUGGCACAAAUAGCCACACUAUCUAGGGGAAAAUGUGUCAACAUCAUUUAUAUGCAGUACAGGGGUGAUCGUGCAAAAGCCUUGUCGGCUGCAGCUGGAGACAAGUUGGCCCCCAAGGUGUUCACGGACGUGAUUGACGACUUCAAGAGUUUGCGAUACCUUCCUGCCUAUCCAGAAAUCGAAUACAAAAUCGGCAGCCUUACAGCUUCAUGGACUGUUGAGGGUAGUAGUGAGGCUCAGACAUCUUUCAACACCUUGGUAAACGACAUGAGCGAUGAUUACCUUCGAACGGUUAUGUUGAACCGGAGCAUUGCCAUGAUAUCAAUGAGAACUAAUGGUGUCAGUGUCCGUCACAUAUAUUCGGGAAAGAGUAACCGUGGCGCAAAGGUCGUUAUUAACAAGAAAGCUCCGAACGACAACCAACCAACUGUUCAAGCUGCUCAGGCUAAGCUGAAUAAGAGCCCCAUCAAGCUUCAGGGAUCAUUCUCCAGAGAAUCUGAUGCUCGUCUUGGCACUUCACCUGGAUCGUCGUUAAGCAAUGAGAAGGUCGCAGGGAAACCUACAAACGCUGCAUUACCGCAAGUUGUACGUCUGACGCAAUUUCAGCCGAACACUUCUGUGGGAACACUUGAAACACCUGUCGACGAUACUGCGAUGACGCCUUCAACGUCCAAACCACGAGACGAUGUCGUCGCUGGGACUAAAAGAUCGUACGGUGGCUCCACCUUUGUGGAAGGCAAGAUGGUCGAACGACUGGCUGAACACACUGAGGGUUCUGAAUCGACUCCGCACCCAUCAAAACGCCAAAAAGUGGAUAUCAUUUCUGGUACAGCUCAGAGGGAUUCCGUUAUGAUCGCCGUAUCCGACGUCUAUAGUCGCCGUCCUAUUCCAGAAUCCGAGCCAGUAUCCUCUGCUGUAGCUAGGCCAUCAACGUCAAAGCUGCAGUCCGACGAUAGCGGAACGGGGAAAGAGGGGGACCUGUAUACUUCUUUGCCUGCUAAGAACGGUUCACUGGAGGACGGAGCAAAGCCUUUUAUAGACAGAGGUCACCAGCGAACAAAAAUGGGAGAGUCAGAAAGCCGCGACAGGGCCCCACAAGUGUUGGUGAACGAGAGCAGCACACUUGCUUGUGCCAGUACCACGAACACAGAACAUCAAGAGUUUGAGAACAACCGAGAGGGCAGUAGGAUGGAAGCAGAUGGCGACCUUGCUCGCAAAUUGGUUGACUUGCAAAGUGCGCUCGAUAACGAACGUCGAGAACGUACAAGACUGCAAGCACGGUUAGAGGAGGCGCGGCAACUGGAGGCCGAGUUGUUGAAGACCAUCGACGACCUCAAGCGCGAACGUAAGGAUCCUAUCGUGGUUUCUGCCGUCAUGGAUGCCUUCAUACGGAUUUCGAAUUUGACGAACAAGUUGGGCACUGACGUCCUCACCCAAUAGCCAAGGUUUCUCAAAUAAAUUAUGUACAGACCGUCCCAUUGAACUUUAUGAACUAUAGUAGUGUAGGUCUGUUUGC
Molecule: messenger RNA, 1593 nt
Organism: Somion occarium
Lineage: Eukaryota; Fungi; Basidiomycota; Agaricomycetes; Polyporales; Cerrenaceae
Source: the annotation of a GenBank genome assembly